Coregonus sp. 'balchen' is the source of this 32924-nucleotide messenger RNA. Lineage: Eukaryota; Metazoa; Chordata; Actinopteri; Salmoniformes; Salmonidae. The record is from the annotation of a GenBank genome assembly.
GCUAGUCUAAUAUGUGUUUCUUUUUCAGCCAUUUUUUCAGCUGCUAAAGCUACGAAAGCUGGGCCUGAGUGACAACGAGAUCCAGAGACUUCCUCCAGAAAUAGCUAACUUCAUGGAACUGGUAGAACUUGAUGUCUCUCGUAAUGGUGAGAAGAGAGAACCACUGCUCUAAACACUGUUGGAAGGAUCUUCAGCCCCACCAAAUAAACUCACAUUGAUUCAACCUCUGGUGCUAUGAAUGAACAGACAAUUUAAAACUGCUGAUAUUUUGAUAACAAUCAAUCAAAUGUAUUUAUAAAGCCCUUUUUACGUCAGCUGAUGUCACAAAGUGCUAUACAGAAACCCAGCCUAAAACCCCAAACAGCCUGCAAUGCAGAUGUAGAAGCACAGUGGCUAGGAAAAACUCCCUAGAAAUGCAGGAACCUAGGAAGCAACCUAGACCUUGGUUGUAAGAUGUUAUUACUAUGAUAGGCCUAUAUGUUAGAAAAUGCAGCGAGUAAGUGCUAGACGAGCAAUAUAAGUAGCUCAAACCACCAGUCAUGGUCAGCACUAUCCAUUCCCUCGACUUCACUGUACACGCCCAACAUAUUCUCAGAGCCAUAAUGGUGUGGUUUCUCCCAUAACGUCUGGACUAAACGGGUUAACAUUCCUCAAAGCUGCCAUCACAGAGCUUCCCAGCAGGACCAAAUCCAGAAUGCUAAUUAUGUUGUUCAAAUGGCAGUUUCACAUGCAACUCCAUGUUUGGCGCAACAACCAGGAUAAUUUAGGGGCGAUUCAAAUUAUUCUAAACAGACGUUUCUCCUUUAUGGAUGUUUUAUGUCUAUCUAUUAACAUUGUCUGGAUCAGUAGCUUUAAGUGGAAUGUCUAGUUGGAUGGAUGUUCUGAACUAUGUUGUAAUCUUGACCGAGGGACGGUAUAGUUGAUCAUUUUAUAGUUUGGUCAAGAAAGGUUAGGCCUGGCUUCAUUUUAUGUCCAACGUUUAUUGUAUAUUUUUUCUCUAUACCAUUUACAGUGUGUGUUGAUCAAGAUGUAUCUAACAUGUAUUUCUUUUCAUCCCUCAUAUAGACAUCAUGGAAAUUCCAGAGAGCAUUUCUUACUGUAAAGCUCUCCAAGUAGCAGACUUUAGUGGAAACCCAUUAACAAGGUAACUGUACUUUGAAUUCAUGUUGCCAUAAAUGUUUAGCAAAUGGGAGUGAUAACAAAAAUACAUACCGUAGCAACACAGUAGUGUAGCAGCACUAUAGUAGGUUAUAUCUAGGAACUUUGCAUGACAAAUUCAACAUAGAGAAAGAGUCGUUCGAACACAAGCAGAACACGAACUAUACUGAGAGGAAAAUGGAGUAACUUUUAUAAAGGUAUUUUCAGACAGGAUUUCUUUUUUGCUCGAACUGUAAUCUGAUGGACCCGUUUUAGUGACAAUUUCAUUGAUGGCAUUGAAGAACUACAGUAUUAGAUCUGCUGUAUUUAACAGGUAAUUUAUGCUAAUGAAUAUUGUAUGGGAUAUUUUUUGCCACAGUUUGCCUGUUAGCUGUCUCAUGGUGAGGUCUGUGUAGUUUGCACCCUAGUGGAGGCAAAUCCACAAUGCCAUAUGGUUCAGUUCGGGACUGGCCCUGCAUUGGGAUGUGCGAUUCACCUACCUAAUACACAUAGCCUGACAUUUCACAUUCUUAAAAUAAAGUGGUGAUCCUAACUGACCUAAGACAGGGAAGUUUUACUAGGAUUAAAUGUCAGGAAUUGUGAAAAACUGAGUUUAAACGUAUUUGGCUAAGGUGUAUGUAAACUUCCGACUUCAACUGUGUGUGUAUGUAUAUAUCUCAGCAAAAAAAGAAACGUCCUCUCACUGUCAACUGCAUUUAUUUUCAGCAAACUUAACGUGCAAAUAAUUGUAUGAACAUAACAAGAUUCAACAACUGAGACAAACCGAACAAGUUCCACAGACAUGUGACUAACAGAAAUGGAAUAAUAUGUCCCUGAACAAAGGGGGGUGUCAAAAUCAAAAGUAACAGUCAGUAUCUGGUGUGGCCACCAGCUGAAUUAAAUACUGCAGUGCAUCUCCUCCUCAUUGACUGCACCAGAUUUGCCAGUUCUUGCUGUGAGAUGUUACCCCACUCUUCCACCAAGGCACCUGCAAGUUCCUGGACAUUUCUGAGGGGAAUGUCCCUAGCCCUCACCCUCCGAUCCAACAGGUCCCAGACGUGCUCAAUGGGAUUGAGAUCCGGGCUCUUCGCUGGCCAUGGCAGAACACUGACAUUCCUGUCUUGCAGGAAAUCACGCACAGAAUGAGCAGUAUGGCUGGUGGCAUUGUCAUGCUGGAGGGUCAUGUCAUGAUGAGCCUGCAGGAAGGGUACCACAUGAGGGAGGAGGAUGUCUUCCCUGUAACGCACAGCGUUGAGAUUGCCUGCAAUGACAACAAGCUCAGUCCGAUGAUGCUGUGACACUCCGCCCCAGACCAUGACGGACCCUCCACCUCCAAAUCGAUCCCGCUCCAGAGUACAGGCCUCGGUGUAGCGCUCAUUCCUUUGACGAUAAACGCGAAUCCGACCAUCACCCCUGGUAAGACAAAACCGCGACUCGUCAGUGAAGAGCACUUUUUGCCAGUCCUGUCUUGUCCAGCGAUGGUGGGUUUGUGCCCAUAGGCGACGUUGUUGCCGGUGAUGUCUGGUGAGGACCUGCCUUACAACAGGCCAACAAGCCUUCAGUCCAGCCUCUCUCAGCCUAUUGCAGACAGUCUGAGCACUGAUGGAGGGAUUGUGCAUUCCUGGUGUAACUCGGGCAGUUGUUGUUGCCAUCUUGUACCUGUCCCGCAGGUGUGAUGUUCGGAUGUACCGAUCCUGUGCAGGUGUUGUUACAUGUGGUCUUCCACUGCGAGGACGAUCAGCUGUCCAUCCUGUCUCCCUGUAGCGCUGUCUUAGGCAUCUCACAGUACGGACAUUGCAAUUUAUUGCCCUGGCCACAUCUGCAGGCCUUAAGCCUCCUUGCAGCAUGCCUAAGGCACGUUCAGGCAGAUAAGCAGGGACCCUGGGCAUCUUUCUUAAGGUGUUUUUCAGAGUCAGUAGAAAGGCCUAAGUUUUAAUAACUGACCUACCGUCUGGAAGCUGUUAGUGUCUUAACGACCGUUCCACAGGUGCAUGUUCAUUAAUUGUUUAUGGUUCAUUGAACAAGCAUGAGAAACAGUGUUUAAACCCUUUACAAUGAAGAUCUGUGAAGUUAUUUGGAUUUUUACGAAUUAUCUUUGAAAGACAGGAUCCUGAAAAAGAGACGUUUCUUUUUUUGCUGUGUUUAUAUAUACAUACAGUGGGGGAAAAAAGUAUUUAGUCAGCCACCAAUUGUGCAAGUUCUCCCACUUAAAAAGAUGAGAGAGGCCUGUAAUUUUCAUCAUAGGUACACGUCAACUAUGACAGACAAAAUGAGAAAAGAAAAUCCAGAAAAUCUCAUUGUAGGAUUUUUCAAGAAUUUAUUUGCAAAUUAUGGUGGAAAAUAAGUAUUUGGUCAAUAACAGAAGUUUCUCAAUACUUUGUUAUAUACCCUUUGUUGGCAAUGACACAGGUCAAACGUUUUCUGUAAGUCUUCACAAGGUUUUCACACACUGUUGCUGGUAUUUUGGCCCAUUCCUCCAUGCAGAUCUCCUCUAGAGCAGUGAUGUUUUGGGGCUGUCGCUGGGCAACACGGACUUUCAACUCCCUCCAAAGAUUUUCUAUGGGGUUGAGAUCUGGAGACUGGCUAGGCCACUCCAGGACCUUGAAAUGCUUCUUACGAAGCCACUCCUUCGUUGCCCGGGCGGUGUGUUUGGGAUCAUUGUCAUGCUGAAAGACCCAGCCACGUUUCAUCUUCAAUGCCCUUGCUGAUGGAAGGAGGUUUUCACUCAAAAUCUCACGAUACAUGGCCCCAUUCAUUCUUUCCUUUACACGGAUCAGUCGUCCUGGUCCCUUUGCAGAAAAACAGCCCCAAAGCAUGAUGUUUCCACCCCCAUGCUUCACAGUAGGUAUGGUGUUCUUUGGAUGCAACUCAGCAUUCUUUGUCCUCCAAACACGACGAGUUGAGUUUUUACCAAAAAGUUCUAUUUUGGUUUCAUCUGACCAUAUGACAUUCUCCCAAUCCUCUUCUGGAUCAUCCAAAUGCACUCUAGCAAACUUCAGACAGGCCUGGACAUGUACUGGCUUAAGCAGGGGGACACGUCUGGCACUGCAGGAUUUGAGUCCCUGGCGGCGUAGUGUGUUACUGAUGGUAGGCUUUGUUACUUUGGUCCCAGCUCUCUGCAGGUCAUUCACUAGGUGUGGUUCUGGGAUUUUUGCUCACCGUUCUUGUGAUCAUUUUGACCCCACGGGGUGAGAUCUUGCGUGGAGCCCCAGAUCGAGGGAGAUUAUCAGUGGUCUUGUAUGUCUUCCAUUUCCUAAUAAUUGCUCCCACAGUUGAUUUCUUCAAACCAAGCUGCUUACCUAUUGCAGAUUCAGUCUUCCCAGCCUGCAGGUCUACAAUUUUGUUUCUGGUGUCCUUUGACAGCUCUUUGGUCUUGGCCAUAGUGGAGUUUGGAGUGUGACUGUUUGAAGUUGUGGACAGGUGUCCUUUAUACUGAUAACAAGUUCAAACAGGUGCCAUUAAUACAGGUAACGAGUGGAGGACAGAGGAGCCUCUUAAAGAAGAAGUUACAGGUCUGUGAGAGCCAGAAAUCUUGCUUGUUUGUAGGUGACCAAAUACUUAUUUUCCACCAUAAUUUGCAAAUAAAUUCAUUAAAAAUCCUACAAUGUGAUUUUCUGGAUUUUUUUUUCUUAAUUUGUCUGUCAUAGUUGACGUGUACCUAUGAUGAAAAUUACAGGCCUCUCUCAUCUUUUUAAGUGGGAGAACUUGCACAAUUGGUGGCUGACUAAAUACUUUUUUCCCCCCACUGUAUAUAAAAACAGAAAUAAUAUGUACAUAAUUUUUCAGACUCUUUACUCAGUACUCUGUUGAAGCACCUUUGGCAGCGAUUACAGCCUUGAGUCUUCUUGUGUAUGACGCUACAAGCUUGGCACACCUGUAUUUGGGCAGUUUCUUCCAUUCUUCUCUGCAAAUCCUCUCAAGCUCUGUGUUCGAUCGGGUUCUAGUCCGGGCUCUGGCUGGGCCACCCAAGGACAUUCAGAGACUUGUCCCGUAGCCGCUGCUGCGUUGUCUUGGCUUUGUGCUUAGGGUCGUUGUCCUGUUGGAAGGUGAAUCUUCGCCCCUGUCUGAGGUCCUGAGCGCUCUGGAGCAGGUUUUCAUCAAGGAUUUCUCUGUACUUUGCUCAGUUCAUUUUUCCCUCGAUCCUGACUCGUCUCCCAGUUCCUGCCACUGAAAAACAUCUCCACAUUAUGAUGCUGCCACCACCAUGCUUCACCGUAGGGAUGCUGCCAGGUUUCCUCCAGGCGUGCGUCUUGGCAUUCAGGUCAAAGAGUUCAAUCUUGGGUUCAUCAGUCCGGAGAAUCAUGUUUCUCAUGGUCUGAGAGUCCUUUAGGUGCCUUUUGGCAAACUCCAAGCGAGCUGUCAUGUGCUUUUUACUGAGGAGUGGCUUCCGUCUGGCCACUCUACCAUAAAGGCCUGAUUGGUGAAAUACUGCAGUAUAUGGUUGUCCUUCUGAAAGGUUCUCCCAUCUCCACGGUCUGAAUACUUUAUGAAUGCACUGUCAAAAAAUUGAAAGAAAAAGUUAGUUCCUGUUGAUAGAGGAAACUUUCCUGUCAAAGAGGAAAGUAGUAGGCCUGUAUUAGCUUUAUAGUAUAUUUUAUGGUAUUCUUAUUGCCUAUUAAUGCAGUCGCAUCCAUUGAUUUUCAGGAAUCUGCCACCAUUUGUCAGCUGCAAAGAUCUUAUUUGAUUUGAAUUCCUCUCUUGUUUUUGCAGAUUGCCUGAGAGUUUUCCAGAGCUCCAGAAUUUAACAUGCCUUUCCAUCAAUGACAUUUCGUUGCAGGCUCUUCCCGAAAACAUUGGAAAGUAAGUGCUCCUUUCUGUCAUAAAAAAAUAAAUACAAAUUGCUUCAUAGUCCUUUCAUAGAGAAACAUAUUUUAUUGGUUGGAAUUUAGUUCUCACUUCUGUGCUUUUAGAUGUUGAUAUGGGCUGUGACUUUGAACAGAAAAAAAUAAGAAAUAAGAAAUUAUAUGCUACUGUCGGUCAUAUUUCUUAGUCACAGGUGGUUAUGAAACGGCUUCCUGUUUUUAAGGUCUGAACAAUGUAAUGACAUACUGUGACUACAAAUUGUCUAUCACUGACAUUUUUGGGAGUCACUGGCACUCCGUCACACCCUCCUUCAAUUGACGUGGUUUGGAGCUGUGUGUGUUUCCAUGACAACAUAUUUUAAUAAAUACUGUGUAAUAUCUUUUGGUAAUUUUAUGACGAUCCAGUGUAUUAUUUCACAAAGGGACAAGAAUGGUGUUAUUGGAUUUAUGGCAAAUAAACUUACAUGAGUAGUUGUAUCAGUAAGUGCUGCUGCUUUCCUGUCCCCCUCUAUCCCCAGAAGACCCUGUAAUUUCCUGUGUAAUUUCCUCCAGCCUGCCACGUUCCCUUACGUUUCACUUGCAAAAGAAUGCUAGCCCUCUCUCCCUUCAAAUAACUCUGUAAUAUUUCAUGCAGUUAUCAUGCAGGAGACUGUAGGUUGACUACAGUCUACAUACAGCAGCUACAGUCAUAAUCUCCCUUAAGGCUCCUACUAGGAUUUAUCAUCCUCAGAUGAAGAACUAAUAUUAUACAACACCUCCAACACUCACCGGCCUUAUAUCAUUCUAUGCUCGUUGACAGGCCCCUUUUGUGUUAUGCACAACACAGCAAUAUAUUUUGAAUUAAGGAACACUUGAAGAAUUUAACUAGUGUAAAACUAAACAGGGCUCUGUUUUGACUUGACAUUUUGCUGUAAAUUAGGGAUUACCUUACAUGGUUAAUGUAAAGAUGGUGUUUUGCGGAAUGAUUCAGCUGUGUUUUUCUCUCUCUCUCAGUGAUAGGUAGGUCUAGAUUAUAGACUUUGAGUAAUGUUACUUAUUGUGCUCAGCUCAAUUAAGUAAUAUUAAAGCUGCGUUGAUCUGUGAGUUACCAUGGUGACCUAGUAAGAGCUCUGUGACAGUUGGUGAAGAUAUGAGAAGACAGACCUACUCGUGCAUAAAUGCACAGCAUUAGGCCAGAUAUUGAUUGUUCAUCCAUCCAUUCACUCACUCUCUCGUCUAGCUGUGGAGGGCUGAAAUACUGUCACACAAAUGGUGUGGGCUUAAUGGAUUUGUAGAAAAAAUAAAACUUUUUUUACACCUCUGUUCAUCUCUAGUUAAUCUCUCGUGGACAGACGCACGUAACAUAAAUGGUAUCGUAGCGUCUGUCAACAACUUUGUUCCGGUGUGCAGAUAUUUCGUCACUGAUCAUUUGAACAAAUCACUAUUUCGUAUCUUUCAACUUUUCGAAGGGGAGGUGACAUUUGGCCCAUAUACUUGCCUGUAACUUCAGAGAGAGAGGGGUGGAGCUACCGCCCUGCUUCUGCUUUUCAACACAUCUGCCCCCAGAAUUUAAUCGAGCAUCUGACACAAUUACACAAGAUUUUAGUACUAGGUUUCAAAAAUUACACCUCUGUUGUCGAUGCCAAUAUUGAUUAUCGAUGUUGCCCUCUAACUCCUCACUGGAUACCACCGAGACACUACUGUAGUAGCUACAUUUGUAAUCCACGCUGGAAAUCAUUCAGCAUUGAUAUACCAUAUCAGUGUUGCUGCACUUGAGCCUGUACACAAUUGACCUUUGCUCCUGCAUUCACAGUAAAUAUGACAGGCCAGAUGGAUUCUGUCAUAUCUCUUUAUUUGAUUUCUUCUGGAUCUGACUCCCAUGCAGAGUAGGGUGAUUUACAGGGCUCAGGGGUGACAGAUCACAGUUAUUAUCAGAGCCAUCUCCUCUACCUCCCAAUGUACGGCAUAGGCCUCUACCGCCGCCAAAGGCAUGUGUGCUAUAUCUGGCUUUCACAACUCAAUGAGUUAGGGCAUGUGAGUAUCUGCCCUCCCAAUUAGGGGAGUUAAUGACAGCACUAUAACACGGUUGAAAAAAGAUGCCUCUACACUGAUCAAGACACACACCCAUCACCUAGUGAGUAUAAGUGGAUAGUCUGACAUUCAUGUUGCCAAAGUACAUGCACCGUUAUUCUUUUCAUAUAACUUCUGAGAUUUCAAUCGUAGCAUUGUCUACCAGUGUGCUGCAGAGAUGGUUGUCCUCCUUCCAUUUAAGAAUGAUGGAGACCACUGUGUUCUUGGGGACCUUCAAUGCUGCAGACAUUUUUUGGUACCCUUCCCCAGAUCUGUGCCUCAACACAAUCCUGCCUCGGAGCUCUACAGACAAUUCCUUUGACCUCAUGGCUUGGUUUUGCUCUGACAUGCACUCUCAAUUGUGGGACCUUAUAUAGACAGGUGUGUGCCUUUCCAAUUAAUGUCAAAUCAAUUGAAUUUACCACAGGUGGACUCCAUGAAGUUAUAGAAGCAUCUCAAGGAUGAUCAAUGGAAACAGGAUGUACCUGAGCUCAAUUUCGAGUCUCAUAGCAAAGGGUCUGAAUACUUAUGUAAAUAAGGUAUUCCUGUUUUUUUAUUUUUUAUACAUUUGCAAACAUUUCUAAAAACCUGUUUUAGCUUUGUCAUUAUGGGGUAUUGUAUGUAGAUUGAUUGAGGAUUUAUUUAUUUUUAAUCCAUUUUAGAAUAAGGCUGUAACAAAAUGUGGAAAAAGUCAAGGUGUCUGAUUACUUUCCGAAUGCACUAUAUAUAUACACUACCAUUCAAAAGUUUUAGAACACCAACUGAUUCAAGUUUUAUUUUUUAUUUUUACUAUUUUCUACAUUGUAGAAUAAUAGUGAAGACAUCAAAACUAUAAAAUAACACAUAUGGAAUAAUUUAGUAACCAAAGAAGUGUUAAACAAAUGACAAUAUAUUUUAUAUUUGAGAUUCUUCAAAUUGCCACCCUUUGCCUUGAUGACAGCUUUGCACACUUUUGGCAAUCUCUCAACCAGCUUCACCUGGAAUGCUUUUCCAAGAGUCUUGAAGGAGUUCCCACAUAUGCUGAGCACUCGUUGGCUGCUUUUCCUUCACUCUGCGGUCCGACUCAUCCCAAACCAUCUCAAUUUGAUUGAGGUCGGGGGAUUGUGGAGGCCAGGUCAUCUGAUGCAGCACUCCAUCACUCUCCUUCUUGGUCAAAUAGUCACAAAGACACUGCGGUUGGAACCAAAAUCUCCAAUUUGGACUCCAGACCAAAGGUAAAAUUUCAACCGCACUUGAAACUUUCAAAGUUCUUGAAAUGUUCCGUAUUGACUGACCUUCAUGUCUUAAAGUAAUGAUGGACUGUCGUUUCUCUUUGCUUAUUUGAGCUGUUCUUGCCAUAAUAUGGACUUGGUCUUUUACCAAGUAGGGAUUUCUUCUGUAUACCCCCCUACCUUGUCACAACACAACUGAUUGGCUCAAAUGCAUUAAGAAUGAAAUAAAUUCCACAUUCAUUUUUGAGAAGGCACACCUGUUCAUUGAAAUGCAUUCCAGGUGACUACCUCAUGAAGCUGGUUGAGAGAAUGCCAAGAGUGUGCAAUGCUGCCAUCAAGGCAAAGGGUGGCAAUUUGAAGAAUCUCAAAUAUAAAAUAUAUUUUUAUUUGUUUUACAUCUUUUGGGUUACUACAUGAUUCCAUAUGUGUUAUUUCAUAGUUUUGAUGUCUUCACUAUUAUUCUACAAUGUAGAAAAUAGUACAAAUAAAGAAAAACCCUUGAAUGAAUAGGUGUUCUAAAACUUUUGACCGGUAGUGUAUAUAUGUUUACUUUUUGUGCCAUUGGAUUUGCAAUAACCCACGAUUUGAUUUUAGGCUUUAAUGUUCCAGUCCAGAUGAUUUUGAGAUUCCUCUGCUCCUCAUUUAACUGAUUCAGUUAGGCCUAUAGUUCACCACUGAUGUCCAAGCCAUAUCUUCUGAGACUUGUAGGAGUGAGUAGCAUCACUUUGCCACCGACCGUCAUUAGAUGGAAGCAAAUAUACCUUGGCAAGAAAUGUCUAGUUACAGAUUGUGCAUAACAAUUUAUUUUCAUCAGAGCUACAUAGCUCCCUUACUGCGAUUACUAAAUAAAACCAUUUUCCUUUCUUUUGGGAACAAAGACAUUACCUCAAAGCCAUGUUGUGGUCCUAAAAGCCUCAAUUCUUGGAAUUCAUCCACUCUGUCCUAGAUGGCUUCAAUCAGUAAUACUCAUAAAAAGGACAAAUAUGUCGUUGCUUUUUUUGUCUAGUAUUUUCUGUUGUUCGUGAUCAUUUGGGGACAAUAACAAACUUAACAAACCAAAUGGCUCUCUGUCUUUUGCCUUUCUCCACAGCCUCUCCAACUUGGUGUCACUAGAACUCAGAGAGAAUCUGCUGACAUAUUUACCGGAGUAAGUACUUCCCCUGGAUAGAUACGAUAUGUUUCAGGGCAAAACAUUUAUUGAAGGCACAAGACAAGUAGGCCUACUUUAUUAGUCCUUGAGAGACAGAAAAUCUUAUUUUUCUCUGCUCCCAACCCCCCAGACAUCUGUGUUCCACAAACGCUCUGAUAGUGCCACCCAUCCCCCUGAAAAGGGAGGUAAAGAAGUAACGUCUGUGUGGCUACAUUACAAGCAUGUAACACAUUCGGCUGUGGGUAGACCACAGAUGAAGCCUUAUGUGUUUCACAUGUCUUGUGUGUGUGUGUGUACACACGUGUAUGUAUAUGUGUGUAGACUUUAGAGGUGAUAGAGAAUGCAGUGUACCCUCUAUUCAGCCAAUGCUCAACUAUUAUGUUGGCACAACAACAGUCUCCCGCGGAACAUCUAACCAUCUCACUGCUUGGUAUGUGGCCACUACAUUUUUACUCGCACGUGGUUAAAAUUAAACGGCAGUGAAACAGACCGAGAAUGAGAAGCAGAUACAAUGUGAAUCCGUCACUGUAUGAUGUUUAUUUUUUCAAAGCCUAAAUGUAAUGUUUUUUGACUUUAUAACCCCUCUUGUGCAUUCCACAGGUCGCUAUCGCAACUUCACAGACUUGAAGAACUUGACCUAGGGAACAAUGAACUUUACAAUUUGGUGAGUUUCUGACUUUGCGAAAAUACACUUGAUCUCAGUAAAGAUGUUGAUUUCUUGGAAUAACAUUCACACUGAAGAAAACGAUGUGCAAAACUAAUCGUGUGGAAUGGGCAGCACUCAAAUCUCACUCAACACUUUUCUUGGUAUAUGAAACAUAAUUGGGAGUACUGAUACAGAUGCCUCUUAUCAUCCUGAAGGGGUAGUGUGACAGGGCCAUUGAGUUUUUAAGUUGUAGUCUGUUACAACAUAAUGUCAGGUUUGAUGUUUAUGAAAAGUUAACUCCGAGACGGAGACACACUCCCUGAGAGAUUUACUGAAACCAGACAAGGCUAGGGAAUGACAGUUUACACAUGGCUGAAAUUCUUCCACAGUCUUGUUUACAUUUGCCUCAGUCGUGUAUAAUUCUCCCUCUCUCACUCUCUCACCCCUUUCCCCUCCCUCCCCCAUCUUUCUCGCUUCUCGGUCUCUGUCUCUAUUUUCUGCCUCCAAUUCUUCCUCCCACACAGCCAGAAACAAUAGGCUGUCUUGUCAGCUUAAAGGACUUGUGGCUGGACGGAAACCAGUUGGCUGAAAUACCUGCAGUAAGAUAUUUCUGUAAUAUUUAUACUAAUAAUUGUCAUGUUUUAAGUGCCUUGAUAUUACUGUUGAACUUGUAGAAUAUGGUUUGAUUCCCCAAAAAGUGAAAGGCUGCCACCCAUUUAAAAACUUUCGAUGUGCUUAGGCUAAAUUAAUAUUGCGACUUGUGUUGAUAUAAUGCAAUCACAAGAGAUGCACCAUUAUCGUUAAGCACUAACACAGACUGGGAAAUGUAUUUAUAAUAGAAAUGUGUUCAACCUGUAGGAGAUGGGCAGCAUGAAAAGCCUCCUGUGUCUAGACGUAUCAGAGAACAAGCUGGAGCACCUUCCAGAGGAGAUGGGCGGCCUGGUCUCCCUUACUGACCUGCUGGUGUCCCAGAACCUCAUCGAUGCUCUGCCAGAGGGUAUAGGUCAGCACGCUGCUGCACUGUACACUACAAUACUGUGUAUUUUUUAGUUUUACUAUCCUUGUUGAGAUCAGAAGUCAGAAAAAUUUGGACAAGUGGGGACAUUUCGCCGGUCCCCACAAGGAAAAAGGCUAUUUUAGGCUUAGGGGUUAGGGUUACAAUUAGGGUUAGUGGUUAGAGGGGUAAGGUUUUGGGGUUACAGUUAGAGUUAAGGUUAGGUUAAGGGUUAAGGGUUUGGGGUUAGGGUUAAAGUUUGGGUUAGGUUAAGGUUGGGGAAAAUAUAAUUUUGAAUGGGAAUCAAUUGUUUGGUCCCCACAAGGAUAGUAAAAUAAAUGUGUGAGUGACGUGUGUGCUUCUGUGCAUUUGUGUGCACUCAUGUGUUUGUACAUGUGUAUGCUUGCGUGUUUGUGUACAUGUUUGUUAUUGGUCACUUGUUUUACCAUGUCAUGGAUUGGACCAUGCUGAAACUGAUUGGGUCAAAGCUGGGAUCAAUGUAAACUGAGCAUAAACAGGAAGUUAAUCUGAACAGAUUAAACAAAGUACUUUUACCAAAAGAGAUUGUGAACCACAAAAUAAAGGAGUCCACAUUUGGUAACAGAACUGACUUACUAACACAGGUGAUGUGCCCCUAGGGCACAAUAUAACUUUGGAUGAAUGGAAAAUGAAAUGUGACAGUCAUUAAAUCCAUAUAGCAUUAUUUGAUGUUGUAUUGAUCUGUGUAAUGUCGUUUCAUUAGCCAUAGGCUCUGGUGUUGGUUGCAAAUCAACUAACUUUUUUUACGAAUUAUAUUGAUUGCCAUGCUAUCCUCACUACUCUCAUAUGUCUGUAUCAAAGUAUGUAACGCUUUUUUGCUCUGCAGGAAGACUAAGGCGACUGUCGAUAUUGAAAGCAGACCAGAAUCGGCUUGCCCAGCUGCCAGAGAGCAUUGGCAAUUGUGAGAGUCUCACUGAACUGGUGCUCACAGAGAAUCGGCUACAGGUGGGUUUGUGGUUGCGCUGUACUUGCUCAUAUAUACUUAAUAUUAUGAGGGCAGGUUUGAAAAGUAAGACCCAAUUUAUUUUAUUUUAUGUAAUCGAGAUCACAAUACACAUGGCCGUCUUUUUCAGCCCACGGCCAACUGUUUAAUUUGAUAUGUGCUCACAAGGUCAAAACAGUGUGUCCUCUAACCUAUUGUUGUUUUCCACAGUACUAAUUACCCAACUCUGAUGGCUGCCCUCUUCGGUCCUUGGAUAGACCUUGUGACUUACAGUAUAGCAUGACAAAUUGUAUUUUUCCUUCUGAAGGGAUGCAUUCUUAUUGUCUUGUAACCUUUGACCUCCAUUAUAUCCUUAGUCUUCACUUCCUAAUAGGCUUAAAACAUCUAAGUGUGCGCCAGGAACGUAUCCUCACUUUACCACUAACCAAUCAGAUAUUUUUAUUUCAUCCUCACAGUGGGAUUGUGCAGGUAAUCCCCAUGCUCGGGCCACUAGCUGGUCUACUGUCACUGCUAUACCCAUUACUGUAUGUUCGAACUGUAGAUGGUUAAUGUAUUAUUUCUUACUUAUUGUUUCCCUCUUUAGAGUUUGCCAAGAAGUAUUGGAAAACUAAAGAGACUUUCCAACUUCAACUGUGAUAGGAACCGAUUAGCGUCAUUACCAAAAGAGGUAUGCUAUAGUCUUUCAACAUGUAAUAGUUUGAAGCAAAUGUGAGACUUGUUGAUGAAUGGUAGGUCCUUUCUGCUUUACAGGGCACCACAGUCCACUACAAUAGUGUAUUUGUGCCAAGCUGUUAUUAUCUUAGAUGUAUCUAUUAUGUUAUUAGGACAUGAUACUGCUUCCUUUGAGUUUCUUUCUGUGAUAAAACAAAAAAAGAAGGAAAAGUGCUUGUUGUAUGGCUCAAAGUUUUAUUCCAUCUCCCGUUGUGAUUUUACCAUAUAGAUCACGUUUUGUGAUGCAGCAGUGAAGUAGUUCAACUGUACAUUGUGAUUUACAACCCCGUUCUUGUAUUAUCUGAAUGAGUACAGACUGGAUCCAAAAGCAAUUUGUUCCCUUGCUGCAGUGAGGCACUUCUUCUGUGGGUACUCUAGAAUCAAACCAACUGUCACUUUCUCUAAUUGGCAGAACAUGCGUUUCCUAUCUCUGCUGUAGAAAAGUUUUUUCCCGCCCGUUUCUGUCUUCAAUUUAAAUCCAGGAAAUAAACUGACGAUUCUAUGCUGUAUCAUUUAAUUCCUUUUAGUUAGGAUAGUCCACUCAGUAACAAUUGCCACUGUUUUCCAGGGAGUCCUGUAUGUGUGAGUGAAGUUGUCUAUGUGCAUGUAAUGCUACAGUGAGGGAAAAAAGUAUUUGAUCCCCUGCUGAUUUUGUACGUUUGCCCACUGACAAAGACAUGAUAUGUCUAAUUUUAAUGGUAGGUUUAUUUGAACAGUGAGAGACAGAAUAACAACAACAAAAAAUCCAGAAAAAUGCAUGUCAAAAAUGUUAUAAAUUGAUUUGCAUUUUAAUGAGGGAAAUAAGUAUUUGACCCCUCUGCAAAACAUGACAUAGUACUUGGUGGCAAAACCCUUGUUGGUAAUCACAGAGGUCAGACGUUUCUUGUAGUUGGCCACCAGGUUUGCACACAUCUCAUUUUUUACAUUUACAUUUUAGUCAUUUAGCAGACGCUCUUAUCCAGAGCGACUUACAAUUAGUGAAUACAUAUUUUUUUAAUACUGGCCCCCCGUGGGAAUCGAACCCACAACCCUGGCGUUGCAAACGCCAUGCUCUAUCAACUGAGCUACAUCCCUGCCGGCCAUUCCCUCCCCUACCCUGGACGACGCUGGGCCAAUUGUGCGCCGUCCAUGAGUCUCCCGGUCGCGGCCGGCUGCGACAGAGCCUGGAUUCGAACCAGGAUCUCUAGUGGCACAGUUAGCACUGCAAAGCAGUGCCUUAGACCACUGCGCCACUCAGGAGGGAUUUUGUCCCACUCCUCUUUGCAGAUCUUCUCCAAGUCAUUAAGGUUCAGAGGCUGACGUUUGGCAACUCGAACCUUCAGCUCCCUCCACAGAUUUUCUAUGGGAUUAAGGUCUGGAGACUGGCUAGGCCACUCCAGGACCUUAAUGUGCUUCUUUUUGAGCCACUCCUUUGUGGCCUUGGCCGUGUGUUUUGGGUCAUUGUCAUGCUGGAAUACCCAUCCACGACCCAUUUUCAAUGCCCUGGCUGAGGAAAGGAGGUUCUCACCCAAGAUUUGACGGUACAUGGCCCCGUCCAUUGUCCCUUUGAUGCGGUUAAGUUGUCCUGUCCCCUUAGCAGAAAAACACCCCCAAAGCAUAAUGUUUCCAACUCCAUGUGUGACGGUGGGGAUGGUGUUCUUGGGGUCAUAGGCAGCAUUCCUCCUCCUCCAAAUACGGCGAGUUGAGUUGAUGCUAAAGAGCUCGAUUUUGGUCUCAUCUGACCACAACACUUUCACCCAGUUCUCCUCUGAAUCAUUCAGAUGUUCAUUGGCAAACUUCAGACGGCCCUGUAUAUGUUCUUUCUUGAGCAGGGGGACCUUGCGGAAGCUGCAGGAUUUCAGUCCUUCACGGCGUAGUGUGUUACCAAUUGUUUUCUUGGUGACUAUGGUCCCAGCUGCCUUGAGAUCAUUGACAAGAUCCUCCCGUGUAGUUCUGGGCUGAUUCCUCACCGUUCUCAUGAUCAUUGCAACUCCACGAGGUGAGAUCUUGCAUGGUGCCCCAGGCCGAGGGAGAUUGACAGUUAUUUUGUGUUUCUUCCAUUUGCGAAUAAUCGCACCAACUGUUGUCACCUUCUCACCAAGCUGCUUGGCAAUGGUCUUGUAGCCCAUUCCAGCCUGGUGUAGGUCUACAAUCUUAUCCCUGACAUCCUUGGAGAGCUCUUUGGUCUUGGCCAUGGUGGAGAGUUUGGAAUCUGAUUGAUUGAUUGCUUCUGUGGACAGGUGUCUUUUAUACAGGUAACAAGCUGAGAUUAGGAGCACUCCCUUUAAGAGUGUGCUCCUAUCUCAGCUCGUUACCUGUAUAAAAGACACCUGGGAGCCAGAAAUCUUUCUGAUUGAGAGGGGGUCAAAUACUUAUUUCCCUCAUUAAAAUGCAAAUCAAUUUAUGACAUUUUUGACAUGUGUUUUUCUGGAUUUUUUUGUUGUUAUUCUGUCUCUCACUGUUCAAAUAAACCUACCAUUAAAAUUAUAGACUGAACAUUUAUUUGUCAGUGGGCAAACGUACAAAAUCUGCAUGGUAUCAAAUACUUUUUUCCCUCACUGUAUGUUAACCAUUUUCCCCCAAUACUCUUAAGCAAAAUGCUUGUGCAUGCUCGGUCUGAACAUGCUCAGAAAAAGCUAACGUAAACCUUGAUCGCAUCUCAUUUUGCCUCCAUGAUUUACCCUGCUGCUCGGAAAAAUUGAUGUAAAAUCAUAGAAGCCUCAGUCAUGAGUAAGUGGAAUCCGGUUAGUGCAUCCCCCAGUGAUCACUGUAUGAUUUGCAUGCAGAGCUUUGCUGGACUAAACCUGACCCUCUCUUAUUUUAAUGGGUAUUGUAAAAAGGCUCAUCCUUACACCUGCUAACCAGCAAAUCCGGUUUCUGUGCGCUGAAUCACAUUCAGCGGAAGCGUAUGCCACAGUGGUACUAUGCAGACUAAGGUCGAUUAUCAUAUCGACCUGCCCUGGAGCACUCUCACAGGCACAAAGGCCAUCUCCCACUGUGACUGUCUUCACCCAAGACAUGGCUGUGCGACUCUUCAUUGUGUGUGUGUGACUGACUGUCUAUUUAUCUGUACAGUAGCAUGAUUUCAGCUAUCUGGCUGUUGGCAUGCUAUCUUUUGUUUCCAGGGGAUUGAAGCACAGACAAAGCAAGCACACACACACUGCCUGUUUUUGUCUGCUUUUUCUAUUAUCUUCUGCAGUUCUCUAGUGUGUUCAGCACUGGUUUAUUGUCCCAGAAUGCCUGCUGCGCGUGUGUGUGCGCGUGUGAGAGAGUGAGAUACUGUUGUUGAUUCUAGCCUCUUGUCUAUUAAACCGAAGGCAAGCUCCCUCUGGUUAAAGCCCUUUAGUGGUUAUACAAUGCCCCUGUGUCUCAGUGUGAGUCCACAGCACUUGGCCCAGAUAAUGAAUUGGUAGUGUCAUUGUUUUAUUUUCUCUAACCAUUAACAUUUCUAACAGUAACAAUAGUCCUGGUACUAGACAAGUACUUGUUUACAACAAUACAGUGGUGUCAGGAUGUAGCUAUGUUGUUCUUUUUAAUUAAUAGUCAUGACUGAUAAUUGGCUAAAAGUUUCCAAACCUGAUUUUCUUGUGAUUUUAAAUCCAAACAUUCAAGGUAAGAUAUCUGCUGAACCUUGGCUUAUUCCCAUUUUAAUUGGGAAUUUGUUCAUAUUUGCAAUGUACAAUUCUACUGAAUUUCGUAGACAAACAAUGUAUCCGGUAUUGAUGUUUAAGUGUAGGCCCAUGCAUGCAGUACUUUGUAUAUUCUACUUCUGAGGUACAGUGCCUUGCAAAAGUAUUCAUCCCCCUUGACGUUUUUCCUAUUUUGUUGCAUUACAACCUGUAAUUUAAAUUUAUUUUUAUUUGGAUUUCAUGUAGUGGACAUACACAAAAUAGUCCAAAUUGGUGAAGUGAAAUGAGAAAAAAAAACUUGUUUCAGAAAAUUCUAAAAAAUAAAUAACAGAAAAGUGGUGCGUUCAUAUGUAUUCACCCCCUUUGCUAUGAAGCCCCUAAAUAAGAUCUGGUGCAACCAAUUACCUUCAGAAGUCACAUACAUUUUAAAGAAAAGUCCACCUGUGUGCAAUCUAAGUGUCACAUGAUCUGUCACAUGAUCUCAGUAUAUAUACACCUGUUCUGAAAGGCCCCAGAGUCUGCAACACCACUAAGCAAGGGCACCACCAAGCAAGCGGCGCCAUGAAGAUCAAGUAGCUCUCCAAACAGGUCAGGAACAAAGUUGUGGAUAAGUACAGAUCAUGGUUGGGUUAUAAAAAAAUAUCAAACUUUGAACAUCCCAAGGAGCAUUCAAUCAAUUAUUAAAAAAUUGAAAGAAUAUGGCACCACAACAAACCUGCCAAGAGAGGGCCGCCCACCAAAACUCACGGACCAGGCAAGGAGGGCAUUAAUCAGAGAGGCAACAAAGAGACCAAAGAUAACCCUGAAUAAGCUGCAAAGCUCCACAGCGGAGAUUGGAGUAUCUGUUCAUAGGACCACUUUAAGCCGUACACUCCACAGAGCUGGGCUUUACGGAAGAGUGGCCAGAAAAAAGCCAUUGCUUAAAGAAAAAAAAUAAGCAAACACGUUUGGUGUUCGCCAAAAGCCAUGUGGGAGACUCCCCAAACAAAUGGAAGAAGGUACUCUGGUCAGAUGAGACUAAAAUUGAGCUUUUUGGCCAUCAAGGAAAACGCUAUGUCUGGCGCAAACCCAACACCUCUCAUCACCCCGAGAACACCAUCCCCACAGUGAAGCAUGGUGGUGGCAGCAUCAUGCUGUGGGGAUGUUUUUCAUUGGCAGGGACUGGGAAACAGGUCAGAAUUGAAGGAAUGAUGGAUGGCGCUAAAUCCAGGGAAAUUAUUGAGGGAAACCUGUUUCAGUCUUCCAGAGAUUUGAGACUGGGACAGAGGUUCACCUGUCAUGGCUAGAUGUGCCAAGCUUAUCGAGACAUACCCCAAGAGACUUGCAGCUGUAAUUGCUGCAAAAGGUGGCUCUACAAAGUAUUGACUUUAGGGGGGUAGUUAUGCACGCUCAAAUGUUCUGUUUUUUUGUCUUAUUUCUUGUUUGUUUCACAAGAAAAAUUAUUUUGCAUCUUCAAAGUGGUAGGCAUGUUGUGUGAAUCAAAUGAUACAACCCCCCCAAAAAUCCCUUUUAAUUCCAGGUUGUAAGGCAACAAAAUAGGAAAAAUGCCGGGGGGGUGGGGGUGAAUACUUUCACAAGCCACUGUAGGCUGGACUUUGAGAACCUGUGUGUAGCCUACUAACUGUAAUUCCUGCGGAUAUUUGGACUCCUCUGCUAAGCACCUCUUUAAGUCAAUCUUAUUUACUCCAGUGAGGGCAUCAGCUUAGCUAGAUCCUUUUAACUUGAUGAGACUCCAUUACUGUAUUUGGUCCCUGUUCUGGUCUGUCUGGCCGCUGGCUGAUGGUAGAUUACAGUCUGACAACAGCACUUUAGCUGGCCCAUCCGGUCCCUACUUUAACACAUUACUAAUUGCAGCUAAUUUUAGCUCCUACUCUGCCAAACUCCAUAGCCCAAUUCCAUCAAGAUGCCCAAUUCUGUGGCAAAGCUCCCAAAUGCUCUAAAUGGUUUACCUAUCCAUGCCCAUUAUGCUAAAUAGAGUUUGGAACAAUUAAGGUGUUUUUAUAAACAUGAAUUCAUUUUCUGUGAUUUAGAAACUUUACUUUUGAUUAUAUUUUUUAUGUGAACUGUUCUAACCAAAGCUUUUCCCCUCUAUUCAUCACUGCUCAAGAUGUUUGUUGCCUCAAAGAACACGGAACAACUUCUCUGUUCGUAUAUAUGUAAUUGUGUGCUUGUGUGAUAACUUAAACUCUAAAGACACUGUUUUGUCUUAUUUGUAUGCCUUUCUUCCCAAAUCCAGAUUGGCGGAUGCAGUAGCCUGAAUGUCUUCUGUGUACGAGGGAACAGGCUGACAAAGAUUCCCUCUGAGAUCUCUCAGGCCACAGAACUGCAUGUGUUUGAUGUGUCUGGAAAUAGGUAGGCUAUAUGUGACUGACCUCCUCCAUUCGGUCUUAGUGGGGAAAAAAAGUAUUUAGUCAGCCACCAAUUGUGCAAGUUCUCCCACUUAAAAAGAUGAGAGGCCUGUAAUUUUCAUCAUAGGUACACGUCAACUAUGACAGACAAAAUGAGGAAAAAAAAUCCAGAAAAUCACAUUGUAGGAUUUUUAAUGAAUUUAUUUGCAAAUGAUGGUGGAAAAUAAGUAUUUGGUCAAUAACAAAAGUUUCUCAAUACUUUGUUAUAUACCCUUUGUUGGCAAUGACACAGGUCAAACGUUUUCUGUAAGUCUUCACAAGGUUUUCACACACUGUUGCUGGUAUUUUGGCCCAUUCCUCCAUGCAGAUCUCCUCUAGAGCAGUGAUGUUUUGGGGCUGUCGCUGGGCAACACAGACUUUCAACUCCCUCCAAAGAUUUUCUAUGGGGUUGAGAUCUGGAGACUGGCUAGGCCACUCCAGGACCUUGAAAUGCUUCUUACGAAGCCACUCCUUCGUUGCCCGGGCGGUGUGUUUGGGAUCAUUGUCAUGCUGAAAGACCCAGCCACGUUUCAUCUUCAAUGCCCUUGCUGAUGGAAGGAGGUUUUCACUCAAAAUAUCACGAUACAUGGCCCCAUUCAUUCUUUCCUUUACACGGAUCAGUCGUCCUGGUCCCUUUGCAGAAAAACAGCCCCAAAGCAUGAUGUUUCCACCCCCAUGUUUCACAGUAGGUAUGGUGUUCUUUGGAUGCAACUCAGCAUUCUUUGUCCUCCAAACACGACGAGUUGAGUUUUUACCAAAAAGUUAUAUUUUGGUUUCAUCUGACCAUAUGAAAAUUCUCCCAAUCCUCUUCUGGAUCAUCCAAAUGCACUCUAGCAAACUUCAGACGGGCCUGGACAUGUACUGGCUUAAGCAGGGGGACACGUCUGGCACUGCAGGAUUUGAGUCCCUGGCGGCGUAGUGUGUUACUGAUGGUAGGCUUUGUUACUUUGGUCCCAGCUCUCUGCAGGUCAUUCACUAGGUCCCCCCGUGUGGUUCUGGGAUUUUUGCUCACCGUUCUUGUGAUCAUUUUGACCCCACGGGGUGAGAUCUUGCGUGGAGCCCCAGAUCUAGGGAGAUUAUCAGUGGUCUUGUAUGUCUUCCAUUUCCUAAUAAUUGCUCCCACAGUUGAUUUCUUCAAACCAAGCUGCUUACCUAUUGCAGAUUCAGUCUUCCCAGCCUGGUGCAGGUCUACAAUUUUGUUUCUGGUGUCAUUUGACAGCUCUUUUGUCUUGGCCAUAGUGGAGUUUGGAGUGUGACUGUUUGAGGUUGUGGACAGGUGUCUUUUAUACUGAUAACAAGUUCAAACAGGUGCCAUUAAUACAGGUAACGAGUGGAGGACAGAGGAGCCUCUUAAAUAAGAAGUUACAGGUCUGUGAGAGCCAGAAAUCUUGCUUGUUUGUAGGUGACCAAAUACUUAUUUUCCACCAUAAUUUGCAAAUAAAUUCAUUAAAAAUCCUACAAUGUGAUUUUCUGGAUUUUUCUCUUCUCAAUUUGUCUGUCAUAGUUGACGUGUACCUAUGAUGAAAAUGACAGGCCUCUCUCAUCUUUUUAAGUGGGAGAACUUGCACAAUUGGUGGCUGACUAAAUACUUGUUUUCCCCACUGUAUGUAGCAACAUUUGAAAUUGUGUUUUUUUACAUUGGAUAAAAGUACAGACUCAGAGCUAUACAAUUGUAUAUCAUACACUGCAGUUCAGGAACAAUGGGAAAGUAAUUCUGCUUUGAAAGUUGAUAAACUUGUAACCCCACUUUUGAGAAAAUGGCCCUCGAAUGUUUUGAUACACCUACUGGAUAGCUCUUCUUUGUCUACACUCAUUCAGCGUCGUUCACACCCUCUUAAGCCUAAUCCCACCCACCACUUUAAGGAUUCACAUUUGAGGCCAUGUGGUGAACACACACUACAUCAAAUAAAAUAUAAGUUUAUGUGUCACAUGCACAGGACACAGAAGGUGUAAACGACAGUGAUAGUACUUGCAUAGUAGCAAUAUCAAAAACAGAAAGUGUCCAGAUAAAAAUAUAUUUUUGUUAUUAGAUGAUGCUUAGCCGACACACUUGUCUACAUUGAUGGGUCAUGUGAAGGAAAUGCUAUAACCACCCCUCAUCCACAUCUAGCUAAGUGGAUGGGUCACUAUUGUCUAGACAUUGUACACAUGUUCAUGAAAUACAAUCGAUGGCUGUAAUCACCCCCAGACACACCUGCUAAUUUGAUGGGUCAUGCAAUAAUCCAGUCGAAGUGGAGUCUUUUUUUUUUGUUUAAACAUGUAGCUAGCUAGGUAGCUAGCAAGCUAAAUAAUGAACCGACAUAACCCCAACUCGUACUACUACCAAUACAAACAUUGUCAUAGCUGUAGGAUGAAUCUGCAGGUAGUUAAAGCUAACAAACUAGGUUCAAUGUUAGCUAGCUAACAUUAGGCUAUAACUAGCAAUGCAAAUGGUUUUCUGAUUCCAAUAAUAUCAAUACACCGAUCAUACACGUAAUGUUAGCUAGUGUGCGUGCAAGCUAACGUUUGCUAGCUAACUAACAGUACGCUUUAACUUGCAAUAAAAAAAAAAUUGUGACAGAAUUGGAAACGUAUAUCUGGAAAAUGUAGCUAGACUCUUACCCGUAUACAUGGAUGAACGCUUCACGGCUGACUGGAACCAUUUAACUCAGUUUUGUUUGUAGCUACAUCUUGUUUGGCCAGCUUUGUGUCAAGUCACUCCGGUUCACACUGACCGUGGCGGGUGCAGAAAGUAGCCAAUCACAUUUCCCUACUGAUCUGUCGAUAGCGCCUGCUAAAUUCAGGGCAUCAAUGUUGUUGAGAAAAGUAGCAAAACUUUUGUAGUUCUCGAUGGCUAACGUUAUAUCUUUCAAAAACGGCACGGUAGUAAAGACUGUCAACACAUACUGAACAGCUCAUGUUAUAGACAGAAGCGUGCAACAUGGCAGUUCAAUCCAAACUCAUCUACUGGGAUGUCCAGCCCAUACAUUAUCUCAGCGAAUCAUGGCUAGUGGGAUGGGUAAAGUUCACAUGUUCCAGAAUACAUUUCUGCCCAAAAACGUGUUUUGAUAAAAAAUAAAUGUUUACGUUCAAAUGCUGCUCCUGUGAAGUAGUGAUGUGCGACAUACGCCUAGUUUCCUGAAACGAGUCACAUAUUAAAAUUCAAUUACAGUGCGGAAAAAAAGUAUUUAGUCAGCCACCUAUUGUGCAAGUUCUCCCACUUAAAAAGAUGAGAGAGGCCUGUAAUUUUCAUCAUAGGUACACGUCAACUAUGACAGACAAAUUGAGAUUUUUUUUCUCCAGAAAAUCACAUUGUAGGAUUUUUAAUGAAUUUAUUUGCAAAUUAUGGUGGAAAAUAAGUAUUUGGUCACCUACAAACAAGCAAGAUUUCUGGCUCUCACAGACCUGUAACUUCUUCUUUAAGAGGCUCCUCUGUCCUCCACUCGUUACCUGUAUUAAUGGCACCUGUUUGAACUUGUUAUCAGUAUAAAAGACACCUGUCCACAACCUCAAACAGUCACACUCCAAACUCCACUAUGGCCAAGACCAAAGAGCUGUCAAAGGACACCAGAAACAAAAUUGUAGACCUGCACCAGGCUGGGAAUCUGCAAUAGGUAAGCAGCUUGGUUUGAAGAAAUCAACUGUGGGAGCAAUUUUAGGAAAUGGAAGACAUGCAAGACCACUGAUAAUCUCCCUCGAUCUGGGGCUCAACGCAAGAUCUCACCCCUUUGGGUCAAAAUGAUCACAAGAACGGUGAGCAAAAAUCCCAGAACCACACGGGGGGACCUAGUGAAUGACCUGCAGAGAGCUGGGACCAAAGUAACAAAGCCUACCAUCAGUAACACACUACGCCGCCAGGGACUCAAAUCCUGCAGUGCCAGACGUGUCCCCCUGCUUAAGCCAGUACAUGUCCAGGCCCGUCUGAAGUUUGCUAGAGUGCAUUUGGAUGAUCCAGAAGAGGAUUGGGAGAAUUUUCAUAUGGUCAGAUGAAACCAAAAUAUAACUUUUUGGUAAAAACUCAACUCGUCGUGUUUGUAGGACAAAGAAUGCUGAGUUGCAUCCAAAGAACACCAUACCUACUGUGAAGCAUGGGGGUGGAAACAUCAUGCUUUGGGGCUGUUUUUCUGCAAAGGGACCAGGACGACUGAUCCGUGUAAAGGAAAGAAUGAAUGGGGCCAUGUAUCGUGAGAUUUUGAGUGAAAACCUCCUUCCAUCAGCAAGGGCAUUGAAGAUGAAUCGUGGCUGGGUCUUUCAGCAUGACAAUGAUCCCAAACACACCGCCCGGGCAACGAAGGAGUGGCUUCGUAAGAAGCAUUUCAAGGUCCUGGAGUGGCCUAGCCAGUCUCCAGAUCUCAACCCCAUAGAAAAUCUUUGGAGGGAGUUGAAAGUCUGUGUUGCCCAGCGACAGCCCCAAAACAUCACUGCUCUAGAGGAGAUCUGCAUGGAGGAAUGGGCCAAAAUACCAGCAACAGUGUGUGAAAACCUUGUGAAGACUUACAGAAAACGUUUGACCUGUGUCAUUGCCAACAAAGGAUAUAUAACAAAGUAUUGAGAAACUUUUGUUAUUGACAAAAUACUUAUUUUCCACCAUAAUUUGCAAAUAAAUUCAUAAAAAAUCCUACAAUGUGAUUUUCUGGAAUUUUCUUUCUCAUUUUGUCUGUCAUAGUUGACGUGUACCUAUGAUGAAAAUUACAGGCCUCUCUCAUCUUUUUAAGUGGGAGAACUUGCACAAUUGGUGGCUGACUAAAUACUUUUUUCCCCCACUGUAAAUGUGUCUUUAUUAACCUUUGAUCAUAUACACAUUAUAUCAUAUACAUUAUUUACAUUAUUAUACCCCAGAUCCAGUAACGCUUUUAUAUGUGGUCCUCUGUAGCUCAAUUGGUAGAUCAUGGCACUUGUAACGCCAGGGUAGUGGGUUCGAUCCCCGGGACCACCCUUACGUAAAAAUGUAUGCGCACAUGACUGUAAGUCGCUUUGGAUAAAAGCGUCUGCUAAAUGGCAUAUUUUUUAAAUUUAUUUUUAUGUGACAGGUGCUCACUUGUAGCAAAGUAAGUCAUAAUAUUUGACACCAACAUAAACUCCUUCUGAGCUGUCCACAAAUCAAUAAGGUUCACAAAAUAUUCUCUGAAGCCUUUCAAUAACACGGUAUCAUCUCUCUCCAGACUACUCCACCUACCCAUAUCUCUGACCACGCUGCGACUCAAGGCCCUGUGGCUGUCAGAGAACCAGUCCCAGCCUCUACUCACCUUCCAGAAUGACAUGGACCCAGAGUCGGGGGAAAAGGUGCUCACCUGUGUUCUCCUGCCCCAGCAGCCUUCAGAACCUGACAGUAAAGGUAAGGUCUUCUCAUGUGCUAUAAACUCAGUGGUCUUGUGGGUAGAGUAUCCGCCCUGAAAUUGGAAGGUUGGGAGUUCGAUCCCCGGCAGGGUCAUACCAAAGACUGUAAAAAUGUGACCUGAUGCGCGUCUCUGCUUGGCACUCGGCAUUAAAGGGAAAAUUGCGGAAUUAGGUUGUUAAACAUUCUGAUUUGUUUCAUUCUUCCAAUUAAAAGUCCCAAUAUGACAUAUCACUUUAAAUUUGUAUUUUGGGAGAAAUUCAUAUUUUAUAUAAUUUAACCGGAGUCAUGUCGGAAAAAUGUUUGAAAAAGUGAACCACUGAUCACAUAAGACAGUAAAGACCCACAUCAUAUCGAGUCCUCCUAUGGUUUUUGCAAAAAUAAAUUGGCACUCUGAAUAAAGCCAACUUAUCAUCUGACCAUAUCCUCUGAUUUCUUUAUUCUGUAUCAGCUAAAACAAAUUAUCACUUUUACAGCACACAGGCUUUUAGCAUAGCCCCUUUUAGACCCUUGCUGGCUUACCUCUACUAGCUAACCACUAGCAGCCUUGAAACGUAUCACUUAUUAGCAGUUCAGAACAUCAGCAUUUCUUGUACUGUUACACAAAAUCAAGAUAAGCCUUUACCAGCAUUGUAGACAUUGAACGCCUAUAACCAAACUGGAUAAAACUCUGUUGUUGGCUGAUGGUAGCUAUAGCUAGCCACAUGCUAACCUGAGUGCUAAAGUUACUAGCAGCAGUAACAGUAAAUCCAGGUAUACUGGCCAACACACAUUGGCUACCAUGAUAUCCUGCAAGUUACACUACGGGUCAAAAGUUUUAGAACACCUACUCAUUCAAGGGUUUUUCUUUACUUUUACUAUUUUCUACAUUGUAGAAUACAUUUACAUUUACAUUUUCGUAAUUUAGCAGACGCUCUUAUCCAGAGCGACUUACAAAUUGGUGCAUUCACCUUAUGAUAGCCAGUGGGAUGACCACUUUACAAUAUAUAUAUAUAUAUUUUUUUUUAUAAUAAUAGUGAAGACAUCAAAACUAUGAAAUAACACAUAUGGAAUCAUGUAGUAACCAAAAAAGUGUUAAACAAAUCAAAAUAUAUUUAGCCACCCUUUGCCUUGAUGACAGCUUUGCACACUUGGCAUUCUCUCAACCAGCUUCACCUGGAAUGCUUUUCCAAGAGUCUUGAAGGAGUUCCCACAUAUGCUGAACACUUGUUGGCUGCUUUUCCUUCACUCUGCGGUCCAACUCAUCCCAAACCAUCUCAAUUGGGUUGAGGUCGGGUGUUUGUGGAGGCCAGGUCAUCUGAUGCAGCACUCCAUCACUCUCCUUGGUCAAAUAGCCCUUACACAGCCUGGAGGUGUGUUGGGUCAUUGUCCUGUUGAAAAACAAAUGAUAGUCCCACUAAGCCCAAUCCAGAUGGGAUGGCGUAUCGCUGCAGAAUGCUGUGGUAGCCAUGCUGGUUAAGUGUGCCAUGAAUUCUAAAUAAAUCACAGACAGUGUCACCAGCAAAAGCACCCCAACACCAUCACACCGCCUCCUCCGUGCUUCACGGUGGGAACUACACAUGUGGAGAUCAUCCGUUCACUUACUCUGCGUCUCACAAAGACACGGCGGUUGGAACAAAAAAAUCUCAAAUUUGGACUCCAGACCAAAGGACAGAUUCCCACCAGUCUAAUGUCCAUUGCUUGUGUUUCUUGGCCCAAGCAAGUCUCUUCUUCUUAUUGGUGUCCUUUAGUAGUGGUUUCUUUGCAGCAAUUCAACCAUGAAGGCCUGAUUUACGCAGUCUCCUCUGAACAUUCUUUGUUGAUGUGUCUGUUACUUAAACUCUUAAGCAUUUAUUUGGGCUCCAAUCUGAGGUGCAGUUAACUCUAAUUAACUUAUCCUCUGCAGCAGAUGUAACUCUGCAUCUUCCUUUCCUGUGGUGGUCCUCAUGAGAGCCAGUUUCAUCAUAGUGCUUGAUGAUUUUUGCAACUGCACUUGAAGAAACUUUCAAAGUUCUUGAAAUUGUCCGUAUUGACUGAUCUUCAUGUCUUAAAUUAAGGAUGGACUGUCGUUUCUCUUUGCUUAUUUGAGCUGUUCUUGCCAUAAUAUGGGACUUGGUCUUUUAUCAAAUAGGGCUAUCUUCUGUAUACCACCCCUACCUUGUCACAACACAACUGAUUGGCUCAAAUGCAUUAAGAAGGAAAGAAAUUCCACAAAUUAACUUUUAAGAAGGCACACCUGUUAAUUGAAAUGCAUUUCAGGUGACUACCUCAUGAAGCUGGUUGAGAGAAUGCCAAGAGUGUGCAAAGCUGUCAUCAAAGCAAAGGAUGGCUAUUUGAAGAAUAUCAAAUAUCAAAUAUAUUUUGAUUUGUUUAACACUUUUUUGGUUAUUACAUUAUUCCAUGUGUUAUUUCAUAGUUUAAUGUCUUCACUAUUAUUCUACAAUGUAGAAAAUAGUAAAAAUAAAGAAAAACCCUUGAAUGAGUAGGUGUCCAAACUUUUGACUGGUACUGUAUAUACAGUGCAUUCGGAAAGUAUUCAGACCCCUUGACUUUUUCCACAUUUUGUUAUGUUACGGCCUUAUUCUAAAAUGGAAAAAAAUCAAUAACAGAUACCUUAUUUACAUAAGUAUUCAGACCCUUUGCUAUGAGACUCAAUUGAGCUCAGGUGCAUCCUGUUUCCAUUGAUCAUCCUUAAGAUGUUUCUACAACUUGAUUGGAGUCCACCUGUGGUAAAUUCAAUUGAUUGGACAUGAUCUGGAAAGGCACACACCUGUCUAUAUAAGGUCCCACAGUUGACAGUGCAUGUCAGAGCAAAAACUAAGCCAUGAGGUCGAAGGAAUUGUCCGUAGAGCUCCGAGACAGGAUUGUGUCGAGGUACAGAUCUGGGGAAGGGUACCAAAAAUUGUCUGCAGCAUUGAAGGUCCCCAAGAACAGAGUGGCCUCAUCAUUCUUAAAUGGAAUACGUUUGGAACCACCAAGACCUCCUAGAGCUGGCCGCCUGGCCAAACUGAGUAAUCGGGGGAGAAGGACCUUGGUCAGGGAGGUGACCAAGAACCCAAUGGUCAAUCUGCCAGAGCUCCAGAGUUCCUUUGUGGAGACAGGAGAAACUUCAAGAAGGACAACCAUCUCUGCAGCACUCCACCAAUCAGGCCUUUAUGGUACUGUAGUGGCCAGACGGAAGCCACUCCUCAGUAAAAGGCACAUGACAGCCCGCUUGGAGUUUCCCAAAAGGCACCUAAAGACUCUCAGACCAUGAGAAACAAGAUUCUCUGGUCUGAUGAAACCAAGACUGAACUCUUUGGCCUGAAUGCCAAGCGUCACGUCUGGAGGAAACCUGGAACCAUCCCUACGGUGAAGCAUGGUGGUGGCAGCAUCAUGCUGUGGGGAUGUUUUUCAGCGGCAGGGACUGGGAAACUAGUCAGGAUCAAGGGAAAGAUGAACGGAGCAAAGUACAGAGAGAUCCUUGAUGAAAACCUGCUCCAGAGCGCUCAGGACCUCCGUCUGGGGCGAAGGUUCACCUUCCAACAGGUCAACGACCCUAAGCACACAGCCAAGAUAACGCAGAAGUGGCUUCGGGACAAGUCUCUGAAUGUCCUUGAGUGGCCCGGACUUGAACCCUAUCGAACAUCUCUGGAGAGACCUGAAAAUAGCUGUGCAGCAGCGCUCCCCAUCCAACCUGACAGAGCUUGAGAGGAUCUGCAGAGAAGAAUAGGAGAAACUCCCAAAUACAGGAACAGUUGAAGUCGGAUAUUUACAUACACCUUAGCCAAAUACAUUUAAACUCAGUUUUUCACAAUUCCUGACAUUUAAUCCUAGUAAAAAUUCACUGUCUUAGGUCAGUUAGGAUCACCACUUUAUUUUAAGAAUGUGAAAUGUCAAAAUAAUAGUAGAGAGUGAUUUAUUUCAGCUUUUAUUUAUUUCAUCACAUUCCCAGUAGGUCAGAAGUUUACAUACACUCAAUUAGUAUUUGGUAGCAUUGCCUUUAAAUUGUUUAACUUGGGUCAAACGUUUCAGGUAGCCUUCCACAAGCUUCCCACAAUAAGUUGGGUGAAUUUUGGCCCAUUCCUCCUGACAGAGCUGGUGUAACUGAGUCAGGUUUGUAGGCCUCCUUGCUUGCACAUACUUUUUCAGUUCUGCCCACACAUUUUCUAUUGAGGUCAGGGCUUUGUGAUGGCCACUCCAAUACCUUGACUUUGUUGUCCUUAAGCCAUUUUGCCACAACUUUGGUAGUAUGCUUAGGGUCAUUGUCCAUUUGGAAGACCCAUUUGCGACCAAGCUUUAACUUCCUGACUGAUGUAUUGAGAUGUUGCUUCAAUAUAUCCACAUCAAUUUUGUGAAGUGCACCAGAAUAUCUCCUGCAGCAAAGCACCUCCACAGCAUGAUGCUGCCACCCCCGUGCUUCACGGUUGGGAUGGUGUUCUUCGGCUUGCAAGCAACCCCCUUUUUCCUCCAAACAUAACGAUGGUCAUUAUGGCCAAACAGUUCUAUUUUUGUUUCAUCAGACCAGAGGACAUUUCUCCAAAAAGUAUGAUCUUUUUUUGGGGGGGGGGGGCGGUUUUGGAGCAGUGGCUUCUUCCUUGCUGAGUGGCCUUUCAGGUUAUGUCGAUAUAGGACUCGUUUUACUGUGUAUAUAGAUACUUUUGUACUUGUUUUCUCCAGCAUCUUCACAAGGUCCUUUGCUGUUGUUCUGGGAUUGAUUUGCACUUUUCGCACCAAAGUACGUUCAUCUCUAGGAGACAGAACGCGUCUCCUUGCUGAGCAGUAUGACGGCUGCGUGGUCCCAUGGUGUUUAUACUUGCUUAAUAUUGUUUGUACAGAUGAACGUGGUACCUUCAGGCGUUUGGAAAUUGCUCCCAAGGAUGAACCAGACUUUUGGAGGUCUACAAUUUGUUUUCUGAGGUCUUGGCUGAUUUCUUUUGAUUUUCCUAUGAUGUCAAGCAAAUAGGCACUGAGUUUGAAGGUAGGCCUUGAAAUACAUCCACAGGUACACCUCCAAUUGACUCAAAUUAUGUCAAUUAGCCUAUUAGAAGCUUCAAAGCCAUGACAUCAUUUUCUGGAAUUUUCCAAGCUGUUUAAAGGCACAGUCAACUUAGUGUAAGUAAACUUCUGACCCACUGGAAUUGUGAUAAAGUGAAUUAUAAGUGAAAUAAUCUGUCUGUAAACAAUUGUUGGAAAAAUUACUUGUGUCAUGCACAAAGUAGAUGUCCUAAUCGACUUGCCAAAACUAUAGUUUGUUAACAAGAAAUCUGUGGAGUGGUUGAAAAACAAGUUUUAAUGACUCCAACCUAAGUGUAUGUAAACUUCCGAUUUCAACUGUAUGCCAAGCUUGUAGCGUCAUACCCAAGAAGACUCGAGGCUGUAAUCGCUGCCCAAGGUGCUUCAACAGAGUACUGAGUAAAUGGUCUGAAUACUUUUGUAAAUGUGAUAUUUCAGUACUUUUAUUUUUUUUGCAAAAAUAAUUUCAAUGCUGUUUUUGCUUUGUCAUUAUGGGGUAUUGUGUGUAGAUUUAUGAGGGGAAAAAACAAUUUAAUCCAUUUUAGAAUAAGGCUGUAACAAAAUGUGGAAAAAGUCAAGGGGUGUGAAUACUUUCCAAAUUCACUGUAUACAUUUUUUAUGGCAUUUUGUACUCAACCACCUGCGGGCCGGAUUGAAUGGGAUCCGGCCCCCCUGCCUUGAGUUUGACACGUGCUCUAAUCGAUCUAGUUCUGGUGCUACGCUGCUAUGUAUUGGAAAAGAAAAAGACCUCAGUGGAUUGGACAGCUAAAGAGGCUUAACUCCCAACUGAACUGCAGCUAUUAAAAUCUGGCUGUGCUGGGCGAGGAGAGGCUCGUUCACUCACUCAGCUGAGGCCUGGCAGAAUCUAGGCAUGAUCCAAUUGUUGAUAGUGAUUAUUUUGCGCUAUCUCCACAACCUAGUUGCUGCAUCCAUAUGUCAUGAUUGAGUGAAGCAAUCAUACCAAACACAUAGAUUUUAAUCUGUUGGAUAAUUCAGGCCACUUUUGUGGUAGUUUUCACACAGGUCUUACAUUUCAUGCAUGAUUUUAAACGUCAUUUUGAAAAGCCAAUUAUUAAUAAAGAUGUGAAUGAUUACUAUCCUCACAUGCAUAUCCAAUGGAUCCUGUUUUAGGCUCAGACAACCUGGCUCGCUGCGGUGCUUUGGAGAGCCUGGUGAAUGACAUGGUGGAUGACACCUGGGAUGACAGAGCCAUGAACAGGAUCAGUGCCAUCCACUUCCUGGAUGAUGACGAUGACGAGGAUGAUAAAAAGGUGAGAUGAAGGACUAGAAGUGUGUGAAGAGACGAUAAGGUUGUGGAGAGAUGAGGAGCGUGUGAAGGGGAAUGACAGUAGGCGAUGAGGUAGAAAAUACCUUUCACCACUCACGGGUCGUUUGAAACGUCAAAACUGUCAAUACUCACUAAACAAGGAAUAGAGAUGCCACUUGAAUUUAGAUUAAACUAAUAAAAAGCCAUGAUCAUUGUUGAGUCCAUUAACUGGUUUAAAACUAGGUUUAAUCUUUCAGAUAUUUUAAAUUAGUUGGGUCCAAAAUGGUUGUUACCCUUGAUAAAGAUAAGCAAAAAAAAACUGUAUAAAAUAAAUAAUACAAAUACUGAGCUAUAUUGUAUGUAAAAAAAAAAAAAAAGACUAUUAUAUUAUUUUAUACUAACACAAUUGCUCAGAUAAAGAUUUUGUUUAACAAGUAAUAUUAUUUUUCCUCAAAGAUAUGAGUUAAAAUUAUUGGCACCCCUGUUUUCAAUAAUACCUUUCAAUAACUCACAGCACUGAGCCUUUAAAAAAAAAAAGAGAGAUUGGAGAACACAUUGGAAGGGAUCUUAUACCAUUCCUCCAUACAAAGUCUUUCCAGAUCCUUGAUAUCCUUCGUCUGCGCUUAUGGACUUGCCCUCUUCAAUUCAAAUCUCAAUUUUUUUGAAAAAGGCUCAGUGCCAUUAGUAAAAAUAUAUGCCAUUUAGCAGACGCUUUUAUCUAAAGCGACUUAGUCAUGCGUGCAUACAUUUACGUAUGGAUGUCCGUUAUCCUCGGAAGGUAAGGUAUUGAAAACAGAGAUGCCAAUAAUUUUGACCCCUAGCUUUUAGAGAAAAAAUAUGACAAUCUCUUUCUCUGAGCAAUUAUAUUAGAAUAGAAUAAUAUCCCCAUUUUCUUUAGCAUACAAUAUAGCUCAGUAUUUGUAUUUAUUUUAUACAGUAUUAAAGAAAAACAUUUUUAUCAAGGGUGCCAAUAAUUUUGGACCAUACUGUAUGUCCAAGUGUAUAUGUACACUCAGUUGCCAGUUUAUUAGGUGAAAAGCCCAGGAGGCAGGCCAUUUCUGAAAUACUGGAACCGGUGCGCCAGACACCGAUGAUCAAGUUGCUUAGGUCACCCGUUUUGCCCAUUCUAACGUUCAGUUGAACAGUAACUGAAUGCCUCAAUGCCUGUCUGCCUGCUUUACAGUAUAUAGCAAGCCACGGCAAUGUGACUCACUGUCUGUAGAAGCGAACCAUGCAUAAACUGGCCACUGAGUGUAUAACAUAUUAUAUCCGUUGCUAUGAAGGUAAUAUAAUGCAUGGCAUAAAGAGAGACCUGUUGUAGAAUCUGGGUCCAUUCAGUCGUACAGAUCCGUCUCCCUGUUUGUCUCCUCCCUGCCCCUAUGUUUGUCUCCUCCCCACAGGGAACACUGAUGCGACGGGCCACUCCUCACCCAGGCGAGCUGAAGACUAUGAAGAAAGCAGCGGAGAACCUCCGUAACGACCUGAACGCUGCCAAAGGCCUGGAUUCCAACAAAAACGAGGUCAAUAAUGCUACAGUCACCACGUCUGUGUGACUCUUACCUCAGAAACAUUCUUACCUCCUAUGUCUCUCGCCAUGUUCACCUGCACAACCCCCUGAACCUACUUUUCCCCACGAACCCCUCUGCGGUCUACCUACCCCUCCUGCGGCUCAACCCUGGGACUCUGCUGUGA